Molecule: messenger RNA, 1617 nt
Organism: Peromyscus eremicus (cactus mouse)
Lineage: Eukaryota; Metazoa; Chordata; Mammalia; Rodentia; Cricetidae
Gene: Tmem120b
Product: transmembrane protein 120B
Exons: 12
Coding region: 32-1051 (339 amino acids)
Biological process (GO): fat cell differentiation
Cellular component (GO): nuclear inner membrane
Source: RefSeq, a predicted model, not a curated record
CACCGCCGCCGCCGCCUUGCACCAUUGCACCAUGUCCGGGCAGCUGGAGCGUUGCGAGCGCGAGUGGCAUGAGCUGGAGGGAGAAUUUCAGGAGCUGCAGGAGACACACAGGAUCUACAAGCAGAAGCUGGAGGAGCUGACCGCGCUCCAGACGCUGUGCAGCGCCUCCAUCAGCAAGCAGAAGCGGCACCUCAAGGACCUGAAGCGUACACUCCAGAGGUACAAGUGUCAUUCCAGUCAAGAGGAGGCGGAGCUCAUUCAGCAGAUAGGCGCCAACAUCAAGGAGCGGCAGAAUGUCUUCUUCGACAUGGAGGCCUACCUGCCCAAGAAGAAUGGGCUCUAUUUGAAUCUGGUUCUUGGCAGUGUGAAUGUGACUCUCCUCAGCAACCAGGCCAAGUUUGCGUACAAGGACGAGUAUGAGAAGUUUAAGCUCUACCUGACCAUAAUCCUGCUUCUGGGUGCUGUGGCGUGUCGCUUCGUCCUGCACUACAGGGUGACAGAUGAAGUCUUCAACUUCCUGCUCGUGUGGUACUACUGCACCUUGACCAUUCGGGAGAGUAUUCUCAUCAGCAAUGGCUCCAGGAUCAAAGGCUGGUGGGUGUCCCACCAUUAUGUCUCCACGUUCCUGUCUGGAGUGAUGCUGACAUGGCCUAAUGGACUCAUUUAUCAGAAGUUUCGAAAUCAGUUUUUAGCCUUCUCCAUUUUCCAGAGCUGUGUUCAGUUCCUACAGUACUACUACCAGAGGGGCUGCCUCUACAGAUUGCGAGCCCUGGGGGAGAGGAACCACCUGGACCUCACGGUGGAAGGGUUCCAGUCUUGGAUGUGGCGGGGCCUCACCUUCCUCCUGCCUUUCCUUUUCUGUGGCCAUUUCUGGCAACUCUACAAUGCCGUCACGUUGUUUGAGCUCUCCAGCCAGGAAGAAUGCAAAGAAUGGCAGGUAUUUGUGCUGGCACUCACCUUCCUCAUCCUCUUCCUUGGCAAUUUCCUGACCACACUCAAAGUCGUGCACACCAAACUCCAGAAGAACAGAAACAAGACAAAGCAGCCAUGAGCCUCCGGACUCUUGGGCCUGGGGGUCUCGGGACUUGAGAAGACUGCUGGAGACAGCAGUCAGCAGCCUAGCUGCUGGGCACUGGCAGCAGCAUCUCAGGGGCCAGCAGCAGCACUGGGAACAGGACCAAGGCCCUGGUCCCUGGCCAGACAUGAGGAAUGUGAGGGCCGCCUGCGUGCGCACAGUAUGGACCUGCCCCAGCGCCCUAUUUAUAACGUAUUUAACGCCGGGUCUUCCCCCACGUCCCUGGAAUCUGCGGCCUUCCCUGCAGCUCUGGGUAAUGGCAGCGGCCAUACCUGCAUCUGUCUUCCAGGGAGGGGCGAAAAGCCUCAGGGAAACCCCUCAUCCUGCUCCUUUCAUUUGAACCCCUCCCUGGGGUUUAGAUGUGCCUCACGGGGGUUGGCUUUAGCUGACCUGCUAUUUGCUGUGGCCCAGGCACCGGGUGGAAUGAAACUUUCAGCAUCCUGUGGAGCCUCCCCUCCCUGGGCCACCAUCUGUUGUAAGCCCCCCCCCCCAUAUCCCCCACCCUCUGUGAUGAGGGAGUAUUUAAGUUCUCAGAGAACCUG